Molecule: messenger RNA, 1428 nt
Organism: Papilio machaon (common yellow swallowtail)
Lineage: Eukaryota; Metazoa; Arthropoda; Insecta; Lepidoptera; Papilionidae
Exons: 1
Coding region: 16-972 (318 amino acids)
Source: RefSeq, a predicted model, not a curated record
UCUGUUGACUGCAUCAUGCCGAAGUGUCGUGCGUGUGGUAAAUAUACGGCGAAUGCUGACUGUGUGCGUUGUACCAAGUGUGCAAAUGUGUACCACCGCGGCUGCAGCGGCCUGCCCGCUGGUCCUAUCCCUCUAAGGUUCGCUUGCCCUGGCUGCAAGGCCAAGAACGACGUCUCGUCAGAAAGCUCGAGCCCCGGUGAUGACAUAAUGGCCCCCGGAAAAGGCGAGGCCGAAUGUACCCGAAUGCUCAGCGAGCUCAUCCGGGAGGUCCAGGGACUUCGUAGCGACCUCAAGGAAACACGAGAUGAGAUAAAACAGUUUAAGGCCGAUCUGCAAGCUUGCUGUAGACGUAUAACUUCGGUCGAAGAAAGGGUUCUAGAAGUAGAAAAAAAAGUUGCCACUAAAACUAUCGACAAUGUUGAUCACCUCGAGAAUACGAUAGCGGACCUGAGGAUACAGUUGAAUGAUCGAGACCAAGAGCUGCUGCUGAAUGAUGUUGAAAUAGCUGGACUACCUGAAGAGAGAAACGAGAACGUCCUACAUCUCGUCAGCGUUGUAGCUGUAAAACUGGGCCUGACCCUAGAGGAUCGCGACAUCGUGCACGCGGAGCGGCAGGGCGCCGUGAGACGCAACCGCGGCGACGGUGAAGGCGCGCCGCAGCAACCGCGACCGCUCGUCGUGCGGCUGGCGCGGAGGGCUCAGCGCGACGCCUUGCUCCGCGCCGCGCGCGUCCGUCGCGGCAUCACCACGGCCGACAUGAACAUUGCUGGGACGCCGAGGAAAUUCUACGUCAACGAGCGACUCACGCGGAAUAAUCGGCAGCUGUUCGGUAAGACGCGCGAAGCGGCUUCCCGCUUGCAAUGGAAGUACGUGUGGACAAAAGGUGGCCGAAUAUUCGCUAGGAAGGAAGAAGGUAAGGCUAUUGAACGAAUCAGUAGUGAAGAAGACAUUAAAAAAAUUUUUGGAUCUUAAAUAGUUGGUCAGUAAUAUGUAGUGAUAAACGCUUUUACAUCGUAGGGUGUACUUGUCUUGCUAUGUUUCGGGUCCAGUACGCUUGCACUUGCCCUUUUUGUUGCCACUGUUGUUUUGUGUUAUUGUAUUUAAGAAGUACUUAUUGUAAUAUUAAAAAAAAACGCUUGUUAACUUAUAUUCAUUUUGCACAAUAUUUGACACAUUACUUUUGUACAACCGGUGCGCCAACGACUUUUGUACAGUUAAUUAAUUUCUCGUUGUUUACAUGUUUUUAUAUUUUGAAUAAAAUUGUACUUUUGUAUGUCUUUUUCCCUACUUCUUGUAUAUCAUAUGUCUGUUGCAAUGCUGUUUGGUUGGGUCUUUGCUAUUUUGUUUUUAACUAUUUCAAAUCUUAUUUAUUUAGGUGUAUAUGGAAUCUUAUAAUGUUAUUAUAUUUUUCUGUGUUAUAUGGGAAGU